AUGAUGGACAGCUGGUUAUGUAAACGGCGAUUUCAGUGUGUUGGCUUCUUCUGCAUUCUGGCAUUAAUGACAGAGUCGCUCACUUCUAUUGUUCACGGCUUCAAUUUCUACAAGGAAAUCAAGGGUCAAGCUUUUCUCCUCAGUCUACUGACGUGCGCUUUAGUUGCUGACAUAGUGUGCAUAAAGGCCUUCUAUGACGAGCAGUCGAGGAAGUAUGUGGUGUCGAUGGGGCUGGUGAAGGAGGAGGGCUCGUGCUUCUUCAACAUUUACGCAGCACAACGACUGAAUGAUCUGCCUGAACAGUGCAUUUGUUUGUCGGAGUUGGUGCACUUUCCCGUUCAAGUUGUUUACACAUACUUCAUGUCACCAACAACGAGGGCACUGCAAUGGGCGUUUCUGUUGUCAACGUCGGGGUCGUUGCCGCCGCCGCUGGAUUUGAAUGAGAAAAGCUCGACUGCGGCUCCAGUGCAAGUAUAUACGAGGUUGGUGGAUGCAGCGCUGUGCAAGGUAGGGAGUGUGCUACUUUACCUUACGAUGCUAUGA
Molecule: messenger RNA, 543 nt
Organism: Hydatigera taeniaeformis
Lineage: Eukaryota; Metazoa; Platyhelminthes; Cestoda; Cyclophyllidea; Taeniidae
Source: the annotation of a GenBank genome assembly